AUGCGCGAGGUAGUGUUGACUGCAGCCAGUUUAGCGCUGACAGGCGCUGUGGUCGCGAAUGCUUACUACCAAAAACAUCAAUUUUACCCCUCUGUUGUUUAUUUGACCAAGUCAAGUCCGAGCAUGGCGGUAAGUCGCAGAACCUUUAUGCUAAAGAGAAUGGAAAACCUGCUUUCAGUUGCUGGUUUAUAACCAUCAACUAUCAUCUAUCAUUGUUGUCAGUAUAGAGUGUUGUCGGAGGUUUGGCAUUAAUGAUCUAAUCCCUGUUUUGCUGUAGGUUUUGUACAUUCAAGCUUUUGUUCUUGUGAUUCUGCUUGGAAAAGUGAUGAGAAAAGUUUUCUUUGGACAGCUGCGAGCUGCAGAAAUGGAGGUAAAUUUGAUUCACGGACUAUAUAAAGUAUUUUUAUACAUCUGAAUGUAAAGUCUUGUUAAUUGAUUCAAGUCCAUCAGAAGACUUCUUAAUUGAUGUUUGAUAUGCAGGAAAUAGAUCAGCCCAUUUCAUUUUCCACUCAACCUCAGCAUUCCACGCUCUGGGGAUCCCCCCACCAGGCCUAUAUGAAUUUAACUCUUGUAUCAAAAGUUUGGUCUGGUCACCAUCAUUCAAACUAUCUGUACAAGGCUUUACUUUAAGCAAAAUGAUAAGGAGCCAAAAACCCCUAAAGAUUUCCAAGAUGCCACAACAAUAAAAACUAAUUGCCCAAGGCCACUGUAGCAGCCGAGGCUAAAAGAGUGGGCAGCCAGCAAUUUUUCUGCUGCCACUGGAAUGUUUGCUUCCUUCUCAACACUUGGGUUUAAUAAAUUUAUUAUGUAACUUAGAUGAAACCACCUGCUUUUCUGUUUGUCCUGCUUAACACUAUUAAACAUUCUGAUUGGGUUGGCUGCAGCCCUGCAGAAUAGGAGAAUAAAAAAAUGUUAUCUGCUGCAUAAAAUAAUGUUAACAAAAGUUAUUCACAUGUUGUAAAUAUAGGGUGCAUAAACUUCCUAUCACCACCAUGUUGAGCAUGAAAGAAAUGGACUGCUUAAACCAGUCGCAUAGCCAGUGUCAGGCCCCAAUAUAGUUAACUCCAAAAACAAAAAUGGACAGCAAUACCAUGAAGAAUUUGUGGUUGUUUUAGUGCUCAAGAGAUCCUUUUAAUGACAAAUGUAAAAAGAAUUGAAAAUUAUAGAGAAAUACAUCUUCGGUCAAAAUUUGUCACCAAAAGGAUCCCUUGCGCACUAAAACAACCACAAAUUCUUCAUGGUAUUGCUGUCCAUUUUUAUUUUUGGAGUUAACUAUAUUGGGGCCUGACACUGGCUAUGGGACUGGUUUAAGCAGUCCACGUCUUUCAUGCUCAACAUGGUGGUGAUAGGAAGUAACCCAAUUUUUAAAGCUAUUUUUCAAUUCUUUCCACACUUUUAAAUGUGGCUAAAUGUAAUUUAGGCGAGGUUAAACACGAGAUAAUGCUGGCCAUCGACAUCUGAUGCUAAUCGUAUGUGGGGCAGGCUUUUCCAGGGCCCCAGUAUAUUUACAGCACUCCUUUAGAGAUCAAGUAAUAUUGCACAUGUUGUCUUUGCUUGUGCUUGUGUCAAAACCUUUUGCUCCCAGCCUUUCCCUUCCUCUGGGUGGGUCUUGGUAAGUAUCUGAAAACUUUCCACUGAGGUUCUCAGUGUGAUGGUGCCGUGUGGUUGCCACUCACAGGGUUGUCAUGGUUACCUUCACGCUCACUUGUGGCUCCGUCAGUUUACUCAGGCGCCUUCCCUACACCCAUUUAUUGCAGGGUUUUAAUUCUAAAUAAAUGCAAAAAUUGAGGUAUGAAACCUUUUAUAAUAAUUAUAGCUUGCACUUUGUGGUGAUUUCAAUGUGCCACGCAUCAUGAAAUGCUUCUAAAUUCAGCAUAUUAGUGUCAAAGCCCUACAUAUUUUAGUGAAUAAUAUGUUUAUUCAUAUUUGUGUGUUCAAUCUAGGUAUUUCGAUGAAAACAUAAAGAAAAAUAUUAAUUGACCUUUUCUGUAUACGUAUAAAGAAACUGGUACAAGGUCACGCCAAUAUAUGCAAAUUAGGAUUUUCCCAUAAUUUGCAUAACAAAAGUAAGCUCUCAAAAAAUUGAUUAGUGGUAUGUUUUUCCACUGAUUGGUAGUUUGUUUUCCAGUUGAAGGUCCAUUGUGUUAACAACCACAAUGCGAUACAUCUUGUAGCCACUGACCUCAGAAAAACCUCUCAUUCAUUUCAGCAUUUAAUUGAAAGAUCAUGGUAUGCAGUCACAGAGACUUGCCUGGCCUUUACUGUUUUUCGUGAUGAUUUUAGUCCUCGUUUUGUAGCCCAGUUUACUCUUCUGUUGUUCCUGAAAUGUUUCCAUUGGCUGGCAGAAGACAGAAUAGAUUAUAUGGAGAGAAGUCCUGUACUGUCGUGGCUCUUUCAUGUGCGAGCAGUUUUGCUGCUCAUGUUUUUAGGCAUGGUGGAUGCAGUUCUUGUUCAUAUUGCUUACAAUACAACCAUGCAAAGUGGAGCAUCUGUCCAACUGGUGUUUGGAUUUGAAGUAAGAACAAACUUUAUCUUAUUAGUGCAUGCAAUGACUUAGACAGUAUACAAUGCUUUGCCACAUGAAAUACUCUUUUGUCUGUUGGCAUUAUUAUUGACUGCAUUCCAGUGCUGCAGGCGACUGAUUUCAAGUGAGUGGUUGAGGAGGGGUCCUGUCACCUUUGCAAGUUUUUGUCAGUGUUAAAGACCUUUUGGAUCAGGUUUUCUUGAAAACCCACGCUACGAACUGCCGUUUGCAGUUACGGGUUUGCAGUUGCGCUUUGUUAGGAUGUAGAAUUUUAGCAAAGUGUUCAUUUUUUAGUGCCAUCAUGUUGGUUUUCUUCAAGUCACAGUGCUUCACUUUUAUUGCCUGAAUAAUAUGAAGAAUUCAUUGAUUUGAGCUCAAAAAUCCAACUGGCACAACAGAAGUUGGUGUUGGAACCUAUCUCUUGCCUUUAAACAUGAGCCUGUACAUUUUUUAGUGGCCAUAAACUUUGUCAUAAAUCAUUUACUGCUGGAAGCUCUUCGUGCCGUUCAAACUGCAGUCACGACUGCAAGCCUGUGGUCAUUAUUUUCUUUUGUUCCCUAUACAGUUAGUCCAGGUCAAGAAGAAAGGUUGCAAAGCCUAUCACAUGGAACUUGAACAAAAUGUUGUUAUUUUUCUUUAUUUGCAGUAUGCAAUUCUUCUAACGAUAGUGGUAACUAUUCAGAUGAAAUAUGUCCUACAUAUCAUAGAUCUUCGAAGUGAAAAUCCAUGGGACAACAAAGCUGUUUAUCUUCUUUAUACUGAGUUAAUCACAGGUAACAACACACUGCAUGAAAGUUGUGUUCUUUGAACUUUUAACAUUUGUAGGUUUUGUGGCCCAGUCAAACUUUACUUUAUGGACACUCAUUGUAUACAAACACCUCAUUAUUAUGGAUAAGUUCUUUCUCCCUCGGAAAGCCCUUAAAUUUUCUCUUAAUGUAAUUUGCUUAAUACUGACACCCAUAAGGCCAUUAAUGCAGACGGAAGAUACUUUUUUCUUGUCAUGUCAACAGAUUUUCAUGGGAAGUUAGUCUAGCUGAUAUGGACACCUCAUUGUCAACUGUAUAUUGUAAUAAGUCUACCUGCUCUGCUUAGAAUUAUGGCAGAUUUCUUAGAAUUUUUUUUGUUAUCUGCCUUGAACCUCUUGAAAAGAGCAAGUUUCAGUUUCAAGGCUUAUAAAAGUAGCAAAGACUAACAAAUCAGCAAAAGACUUACAUUGUAUAAAUCAACUGGACUACAAUAUACAUAGUACUUUACGUGUAAAUUUCACUACCUUUUUGAAGCUUAAAUGUUUUUAGUCUAUUAUGAUUUUAAUGUUAAAAAUGUACCUUUUUGUUGAGUGAAUUGAGACUUCCUUUGUCUCUUUCAGGUUUUAUCAAGACUGUUUUAUAUAUUUGUUUUAUGGUGAUCAUGAUUAAAGUGCAUACAUUCCCACUCUUUGCCAUUAGACCAAUGUACCUGACACUAAGGUGAGGCACUAACACUGAUUCUUUCAUUGUUUGUGUACUCUUGGACUCCUUUGCAUUUUUCACAGGCAGCAGGGUAUUUAUUUACUUAUUUGUUUUACAUUUUAUUUUUCUACAGAGGAUUUAAAAAAUGCAUAAGUGAUGUCAUAAUGUCUCGGCGAGCUAUUAGGAACAUGAAUACUCUGUAAGUUUGUAGUAAUGUUCCACUAUUCAAUGAGUGUUGUUACUCUAAUGACUUGUUGUUACAAACAAUCUUUGAAGUUAAUGAAGUGAUGGACUCAAAGAGUGGAGUUAUUUUACAUAGUAUGAUUGAAAUCUUCGUAGUAAUCGGUUAAGAAAACCUUAAAUACCUACUUAGACAGAAGAAUUCUAUACUUUGCUGGAUUUUUACUACCCAGUUUUCAAAUGAACAUUAAAUGCCAUCAUCAUCAUUUUAGUUUUUCCUUAUGUUUUCCUUUUGUUAUUAAUAGUUAUCCAGAUGCCACAGCUGAAGAACUCCAGCAAGGUGAUAAUGUUUGUAUUAUCUGUCGGGAAGAAAUGACAACAGGCUGCAAAAAACUGCCUUGUAAUCAUAUAUUCCACACCAGCUGUUUAAGAUCUUGGUUUCAACGGCAACAGACAUGUCCAACCUGCCGAAUGGAUGUUCUCCGACCUCAGCCUGCACCCACUCCAGCACAGCCUCCUCAGCCAGGUCCACAGCCCCCAUUUGGAUUCCCUCCCAUGGGAGUUCCUCCUGCUAUGGGGCAUCAACCUAUCCCAGGGACACUACCCCAAGUUCCCCCAAAUGGUAAGGAAUAUGUUGUUAAUGUAGUGGUUGACAUUCUAUCAUUCCCGGUGGACUAUGAAUUCAGCAUUGCACAUCCAUUUCUGUAAUAUUAUAGGUUUUCUAGAGUGUUGCUUGUUUGCCGACCUUGUCUUCUCUCUCUCCCACUACUGCCACAAAGAUCUGCUCUUCACUAAAGGAGCUGUGUCACGAAGUUCAGCCAAAUUAGGAAAUUACAAAAUGCCCUUUUAGUUAAGAGAAACAUAAAAAUAACCACUUAAAACUCUAAAGGAGGGUUACAAUAACAUAACAGAAACAACAGAUGCCACGGAUGGGCAAAACUGAAGAAGAUUGAAACAGAUUGAAAUUAGGGUUUUGAAAACUGUUCAGCCCAACAGUUUUUCAAAAAUAUUGCUCAGGAGACAUAUUUGUUUGUCUGGACCUCUGAUUUUGUCAUUUACCUGUAAUUUCUUUGCUUACUUUAAGUUUCAUAGCGAUUGAGGGCGAGUGAUUGGCAAAAUUGGGCAAAAUGAACUGGACUACCGUGACACAGCCCCUUUAAUGUUCCAAAGGUUAUCCUCGAGAAUUUGUCACCUUGACCCAGAUGAUUUCUUGGUACCCACUGGAAAAACUUAUGAUAGAUAUCCUUGGGUGUCCAUCUACGUUGAUAUUGUCUGUCAUGCUGACUUGUGUUCACCUUAAGUAGAGUGUAGAAAAGUCCAUCUAAGAGGCUUGCAUAGGUUGUUUUUCUUAAGAAGUGUUGAUCUGUUUACCAUAAUGCCCUUCUUUUGUUGGUUUUUUUAUUUUCAAAAUUAUUAUUAAUCAUGUAUGUAAUGACAACUCUAGCUGCUCCCGUUAUGUUCCCUGGUUGGCCACCAAUGGCCGGACCCCCUGUGCCACCUGGACAACCACCUACGGCAGCUGCUACAGCGGUGCCAACACCCACUCCAGGUACACCCCCUACACCUGCAACCACACCCAGCACUAGUGACAUACCACAAGAUGGCACUACACAACCUCAGGUACUCCAGAAUACAAAUACAUGUAUGUUUAUUCUAUAUUAUUCCCUAGUAAGUCACCCUUUGGUCCCAGGAAUUUUUUUCUGAAAAAGUGCAAUAUGAGACUACUUAAUCCAUUUUUCUGAUCCCCAUUUGGCAAAAAACAAUCACAACUACAAAUAUUUUAAAAAGUUCAGGAACUUUGCUUGCUUAACCCUUUAAGCCCUAAGAGUGAUCAGCAUCAAAUUUCUCCUUGAAAUAUCAAUGCUUUGUAAAACAGAGAGGUCAUGAGAAUUACGGACGUGAUCACACACAAUGAAUUUGCUGGAUAUUUUAUCAACAUCUCCCCACUACUUCUGUAGAUCUGAUCUACAAGGGUUAAACUAUUCCUGAUGGAAAAAUACAGCUUCGUUGGUUUGGGAGUGCUUAUAAUGCAAAAUUUCAAGAAAGAAAGCUUGAUCUUUGUCUUUUGCUUUCUUUUCUCCCUUUUCCUGUUUUCCUAAUGGUUUUUUUUUUUUCUUUUUCAGAUGCCAGGCUUUGGUUUCCCUCCUCCAUUUAUGUUCCCUCCUCCCUUUAUGAUGCCACCUUUCAUGUUAGGUGAGUACUAUCAUAAACAAGAAUUUUUUUCAGUCAUGUGCCACUGUGCACACCUUUAUGUAUCACAGUCUCUAUGUGGAUGUUACAGGGUUAUCAUGCCACACUAUUGUCAUGUGGCAAAGGUGUGUUGGGAUAACUUUAAAUCUGAGCUCGAAUCAAUAAUCCAUACUAACUGAAAGUAUAGUUAUAGAUUGACAGUCAUCGAGAAUCUUAUCAUACUAGAUAAAAUUUGAGUAGGAAAUCUGUAUGGGCAGUUACAAUGACAAGCUGAAGUUGAGCCAUUGCAAAAUCUGCACAGACCAGACACAAAUAUUUUAUCAUGUGUGCGAAAUAAAACAGUCAGUAGAGGUUUAAAUCAUAAUGAGUACUAAUUUAGCUGAGGAGUUUGUCUUUAAAGUUAAUUCUACAUUAGAGACAAUAUACCGGUAUCUAUAUCUCAAGACAGCGUGUUCUUCUAUUUAUAAAUUCAAUUGAUGUUUUCCCUGAAAGUACAUUAGUUUUGUACAGAUUGUUACAAAAUGAAAAUAAUUGUCUUUCUCUUUUAAAUGCCUCUUAUCUGUUAUAAACACCCCUUCUUGGACCACUUAAAUUGAAUAAACACCCCAGGUGUCUAUUAGAUCAUUCAUGGCAAAUGAUUCAUCAACCCAGUCUACAGUCAACUCUCCCUAAGAUGGACACCUUUGGGACCAGUACUAUGUGUCCGUCUUAGAGAGAAGUCCGUCUUAUAGAGAGUCAAAUAAGGGGAGUAAAGAAAGGCAGGGACCAACUCUAGGUGUCCGUUUUACAGAGGUGUCCGUCUUAUAGAGGUGUCCGUUAAGAGAGAGUUGACUGUAUUUGUAUUAGGGUUAACAGAGGUGUACACAAGAUUCAAGUACUAACUCUUUAUUGAUCAUAGCUUGACCAAGUAGUAUUUAAAGAAUUUUACACAAAUUGUAACUGCUAAAGUAUUUUAUUAUUGUUCCGUUCAGGUGGUCUGAGUUCUCCUGUCAAUAUGGAUUUCUCAUCACUGAAUAUAGAGCAACUUGUAGCUGUUGAAGGUCAGGAAAGGCAGAAUGUGGAGGCGAGGAUUAACAUGUUACGUACAAUUCAUGCUCUCUUGGAUGCAGCUAUUGUUCAGCUAAAUCAAUAUACACAGAUGAUUAAUGAACAGAGGUAAAUCAAUACAGGACGACCUGGCAAAAUCUCUCAUCCCUUUUCUAGAAAUAUUUUAAAAACCUACAUGAUGAAUAGAGGGGAUCUCACAGGAUGCCCAUUUGUGUUAAGUAUCAACAACAUCAUGCCAGAUUUUUUCCUCAUAAAACGAAGGUUAUAAAUUUGUUGGAAUUCACAUCACAUGUGGAUUGCUUAGGGCGGGGGAAUCUCCAGUUAUAUGUUGAGCGGUGUUUACAGUGCGACUAGGGCCACUUAGAGAAAACUGACCAAUCAGAUUAUAGGAAAAUAUCAAUACACUCCGAGAAAGUUGGUUGUGGACCAAUCACCAGCUCGCAAAAAAACAAUAAGUCACAACAAGCACAAAAUUUUAAUAUUGAUAACAAACGUUUUUCAAGGAAGCAAAUGUUUCACAGACUAUGUUUUUCUCUUCAAAAUUUUACAUGUAACACCCAGGACCCAAGCUGUUAUUUUGUCAUCUACCAGCAUCUUUGCCGCUAUUGCUGCGCUUUGCAAUAACAGCACGAUCAUCUUUAUUUAAACACGGAAUCUCAUUCAUAAAAAUGCUCUUCCAGAGAGCCGUGCAAAACAUAACAGUGAAGUUACAGUUGGUGCUUUCCCUACAGUAAGUCUGGCACGGUUAAAUGCGUUCCAAGGGCCAUUUAAUAGGUUCGUUUGACCACAUGUUGAAUUUCAAAGCAUUUAAGAAAUGUUUCUUUUUUAAAUGGUCAGUCGAGUUGAAAUCAGUUUGUAAAAGCCGUUGCCCCUCAUCCUUUGCUCCUGGAUUCAAGUCUGGGUUAAGUCUUUUCCCUUUUUUUAUUUUCUUCAUAAUUUCUUUCUGCUGGGGUGGUCUCAGAGACACGUGCUCCAGUUUUAAGAGUUUUUAUGAGUUCGCUUUAAAGAAUUGCCCAUCUUGGACAAGUGUCAACCGUUGAACGGUGUCCAUUUAGAAAAGGGUCUACCUUAUAGUGAAGGCAGCUAAUUAAAGAAGUACCCAUCCUUAAAUGGCACUAUACAUGUAUGUGGGGAACUGAGACCAAUUUCAUGGUUUUUAAGCCUUGGGGAAAAAAAACAGUCCUUUGAAUUUCAAGUUGUUAUGAACGAGCGGCCUAUCCUUCAUGUCUCGGAAACUAUGUUUCUGGGUGUUCUUCUAGCUUAAUAGCCACUAAAAUGUCUAAAUCUAUAGGCAUUAUUCAUAAAUCUAGGUUUUUGCUCUCUCCUCACUCUCUUCGAACCUUGUAUAAUUCAAUGAUCCUUCCACAUAUGUAUUAUUGCAACCUAGCUUGGGGAUGUUCCUACAAAUCUAAUCUUAAAAGGAUAGUUAUUUUACAGAAGCGCGCACUAAGAAUAGUAAGCAAGUCUAGGUACGAUGGCAUGCCCAUACUGACCCGAUCUUCAAGGAGCAAAAGCUCUUGAAAUCAAAUGUCAAGAUAUCCACAUGUUUAUAUUAGGUGUUUUUAUGUUUUCAUUUAAGAAUUCUACACUCCCUUCAAAAUUCAAUAACUUUUUUUCAACGAACAACCAAAUACGCAAUUAUAAUACAAGGUCAUACAAGGAGAGCUCAAUCUUUUCGUUUACCGCUAUGCAGGACCAGUACCAUGCGGUAUUCUGUUUACUUUCAAGGUCCAGAGCUUUACAACUCUCUGAAUGCUAAGUAUAACUAAAUCUUUCUCCUAUGCAACUUUAAAAAAAAGCUUAAAGAAUUUCCUCUCAGUGUGGAUUGACUUAAUAUUGCCUUCUGCUUAAGUUACUUCUUUUUUUGUAAAAGCUUGUACUGCUUUUGCUGGUCCAUAUUGUCAUAUUAGACUCGCUUUUUUUUAGUUCUGAGGAAACCUGAUUCUUUAUAAGCCCCGUGGUUUCUUUUAGGUUUCCUCGCCAUCUACUUCGUUAAAUUCCUUAACUUUAUUGUAAUGAUGUGGCGUUAUGGCGAAUAAAUAUGAAUGAAUAAACUGACCAUAUUAGAGAUGUUCACAACUGAAGUUAAUAAUUUGCAAUUCACACUCUUUCAGGCAGCCACCUGUCACUGUAUCUAAUCCCUCAACAGCAGCAGGACCCUCUGGAGAGACCACAGGAACAGGACUCUCAGGGGCGACAGGAGGAGGGCCCUCUGGACUUAAAACCCCCGGACCCUCGGGAUCAGGAUCUUCAGAGGCAGGUCCCUCGGGACUGGAGUCUAGUGUGGGAGCAGAGGUUUCACCUGGCUCCUCGACUGUUGCUGGGCCUGCAGGAUCAAAAUCCUCGGUUUCUGAAGCUAGAGACAAUUCACAAACCAACUCCGCCGAGUUGAAUGACGAGAACUCUGAAAUAAGGCGAAGACGCCUUGAGCGUUUUUCAAGCACGUUGAGCCAAGAAGGUUCUGAGAAAGACAAAAAUGAUUGACCCUCGUCAUGUUACGGUGCUUGUAAGAACAACGAGAAAAAACGGCGACGACAACUAAAAAGAUUUCCGAAAUGCGCUGUAGUUGUUCAAGAUUCGUGGUCAACAAACCGCCGCAUACAAGGAUUCUACGAAAUAAUAAUUUAAACUUCAACAAUUAGAGAACCGACACGCAUCCGGCUUUGGCGGUAACAUGGAGAAAGAACAAAGUGGAGAUAUAAAAGCAUUGAUAUGUAGGUAUACGGACUAUUGAAAAUGCGGCAUAACCCAUUCACUGACACUGACUUAUUCCAGCGCUUGAAACUUUAUGUUUUUAUUAUAAUAUUAGAUGAAGGUUCUAAGCGACUGCAUAGGGUAACGUUGAAUAAAAAUAUUUCAAAGAAAGUAAAAGAACGUUUAAUUACUUCCUAGCAGAUGUUCAUCAAUUUUCUUAGUUUUAUCAGAGCUGUAACCC
Porites lobata is the source of this 10324-nucleotide messenger RNA. NCBI's taxonomy places the organism in Eukaryota, Metazoa, Cnidaria, Anthozoa, Scleractinia, Poritidae. The record is from the annotation of a GenBank genome assembly.